AUGAGUGGUAUAACAUCGCAGGGGCUGUUACAGGAGGCCACCAGUGUGCGCUUCGACUCCAUGUCGCGUCGGAGGGCUAUCUGGUGGUUCCUUGAAAACUCUCGGUGGGCUCCGGCAUGGUUGCAGUGGAUGUCACUGCUGUAUCAGCUUUUAACGAGCGCGCUGAUCGUGGCAUUGUUUGCAGUGGACUGCCGCACCAUGAGCGAAGAGACUACAGAAGUCUACCACAACAUGGAGAUUUGCGCUACAAUCAUCUUCACAGUGGAGUUUGCUCUGCGCUUCUACAGCUGCAUAGAGUCGGUACAAGAUGCUCAACAGCUCAGCGUGUCAGCACGUUGGAGAAGGCGGAUAUGCUUGAUGACAAGUGCAGCCUGUCUUAUCGACAUGAUCUCCUUGGUUUCUCUAUACUUGGACGUCUGCAUCACAUCCAACAUAUUCCGAGGGGUGGUGUCAAUUCGACUGCUCCGACUUUUCACUCUCUUCCGAUUGGAGAGGAAGCACAAAUUCUUGUCGCCAAUUGUGACGGUGAUUUCUAACAAGCGUAGAGAGCUGGGAGCCACCCUUGGUGUCGCUGGGCUUGUCCUGCUGAUCUCAGCCACACUAAUGUACUAUGUUGAGUCUGGCGUGAAUGCCAAGUUUAGCAGCAUUUUAGAAUCGAUGUGGUGGGGCACUGCAACGCUUACCACUGUGGGAUAUGGCGACAUUGUGCCCAUAACGCCUUUGGGUCGCUGUCUGGGCAGUCUGGUUGCCUUUAUUGGUGUUGGUCUUUUCGGCCUACCGGCGGGCAUUAUCGCUUCGGGUUUUGCAGAUGCUCACCGAGCGAAAUCGCUUGAGCUUCGUCACAACAGUUCGGAUCAUUUGGAAGCUCGGAUGACCCGCAUGAUGAGCGUUCAAAACGAAGUUCUUGCAGAGCUUCAAUCCCUUCGCACUCAGAUGGUGCGGCGUGUUUUCAUGGAGUCUCAUGGCGACCUUGACUUCUCCCCGCGGACAUGGACUCUCGAAGUCGACUCGUGGAAAAGGGAGGAGGAAACGGUUGUAAGGGUUUUGAGCAUCAAUGUGGGCGUUGCAGAGGCUCGCGAUGAGUACCUGAAGCACAAGAACAAGGAGCAGCAACUCCUGAAGCUCAAGGAGCUUCUCGAGAAGGCUGCCUUCCUGCGCAGCGAGGCAGAGGUGCAGUCUCAACUGGAGACGGGUUCAGUGGUUUGCAUCGACACCGUGAAAGAGUCCCUGCGACGGGGCGUCUGGGUGCCACCCAGGGAGCUCCGUCCGAGUCUCUUCAAGAUGCUGCAGCGCCGCCCUGGUGUCAAGGGGAUGGAGCGGCUUCAGACCAUGAAGAGGAGACCAGCCGAGGUCUGCUUCGACGGGAAGGGCGGAAUCCUCAAAAACCUGGACUCAGCACUUGACCAAGUGGCGGAAUCCCUUGGUCGAAACGGCUGGGUGGCGUGUGAGUUGGGAGCUCAUCAAAGCCUGAUGGCAAGAGCCUUGGAGGAGGCGAAAUCUCUAAAGCCUCGCAUGUCCCGUGGCACCACGGUGAUCCAGAACGAGAUCAUCGAUCCGUCCAUCCCAAAUGCAGACAGGGAGGACAGGGUUCUAUUCCUGCAAGAACAGGGGCUCAGUGGUCCCAGUGCGGCCAAGGGUCCUGCGCCAACGCUGGCCUUGCUGGAAAGUGCCAUCAUCGACAUUGUCAUGCAUCUAGAUCCCCGCCUGCAGAGAAGUGGGCUUCAGCUGCGAAUCACCGAGCGUUGUGAUGGAAUGCUCUCGAAUUACGAGAAAGGUGGUGCUUACAGCGCGCACAUUGACAAUGCGGAUGGGGAUGGACGCGUUGACGGGCGAGUGCUGACUGCAGUGCUGUAUCUCAACGUGGGAUGGGACAGAUACGCAGGUGGUGAACUUGCUAUAUUUCAGCCAGAUCACGGAGACAUUGGCGACGCAAACUGCCAUGGCAAGUGGAACAUGAUCUACCCGGAGGCAGGCACCCUGGUCUUCCUCCGCGCGGAUCAUGUGCUGCACGAAGUCAGAGGAGCCCACGCAGAGCGGUAUGCGCUGAGCGUGUGGUUUUGCGGCCAGCAUGCCGACUAUGGCGGAUCAUAG
Symbiodinium sp. CCMP2592 is the source of this 2091-nucleotide messenger RNA. NCBI's taxonomy places the organism in Eukaryota, Dinophyceae, Suessiales, Symbiodiniaceae. The record is from the annotation of a GenBank genome assembly.